Messenger RNA from Toxotes jaculatrix (banded archerfish), 1845 nucleotides. RefSeq names its product v-fos FBJ murine osteosarcoma viral oncogene homolog Ab (gene fosab). Gene Ontology annotation, cellular component: nucleus. NCBI's taxonomy places the organism in Eukaryota, Metazoa, Chordata, Actinopteri, Toxotidae. Bases 184 to 1323 code for a protein of 379 amino acids. Gene Ontology annotation, biological process: regulation of transcription by RNA polymerase II. Gene Ontology annotation, molecular function: DNA-binding transcription factor activity, RNA polymerase II-specific; RNA polymerase II cis-regulatory region sequence-specific DNA binding. The transcript has 4 exons. The record is from RefSeq and is a predicted model, not a curated record.
UCACACAGUUGGCAGUCAAACUUUCAGUAGCAGAGUAAGGACAAGAGAAAACGGAUCAGGAGCAGCACUUUAGAGUUUUUUCACAAGCCUACUAAAGGGAUUUCCUCAUCUCAAAUUCAGAUUCCCCCGUAGUAGAGUUUGUGUGAAUCUUUUUGCUGGUUUCUUUGCUUUUUGGGGGGAACGAUGAUGUUCACUGGUUUCAACGCGGAGUGCGAUUCUUCCUCCCGCUGCAGCACCGCUUCCCCGUCCGGGGACAAUCUGGGAUACUAUCCGUCACCGGCGGGAUCUUACUCAAGCAUGGGAUCUCCUCAGUCUCAGGAUUUCACUGACCUGACAGCAUCAAGUGCCUCCUUCAUCCCCACUGUCACAGCCAUUUCGACAAGCCCAGAUCUGCAGUGGAUGGUCCAGCCUUUGAUCUCCUCGGUGGCCCCUUCUCACAGAGCUCACCCCUACAGCUCCAACCCCAGCCCUGCCUACUCCAGACCAGCCAUGAGGUCUGCAUCAUCCAAGGCUCACAACUCUACCAAGAGGGGCAGAAUGGAACAGAUGACACCUGAGGAGGAAGAGAAGAGAAGAAUUCGCAGAGAGAGAAAUAAGCAGGCAGCAGCAAAAUGCCGCAACAGGAGGCGGGAGCUUACAGACACUCUGCAAGCUGAAACUGAUCAGCUGGAGGAUGAGAAGUCCAGCCUGCAGAAUGACAUUGCCAAUCUUCUGAAGGAGAAGGAGAGGCUUGAGUUCAUUUUGGCUGCCCACCAGCCCAUCUGCAAAAUCCCCUCAGAGCUGGACACAGACUUCCCCGUGAUCUCUUCUGCCACAUCCUGCCUCUCCACUGAGGUGUCUUCCCAGCCCCAGACCACCAUAACUGAAGCAUCCAGCAUCACUUCCAGCCGGCCAACCUUCACCUCAAGCUCUAACUCAAUCUUCUCCAGCAGCAGCUCCGUCCUCUCCACCGCCACCGUCUCCAGCAGCACGGUCAAGAUGACAGACCUCGACGCCUCCGUCCUGGAGGAGUCUCUGGAUCUCCUGGCGAAGACAGAGAUGGAGACAGCGCGGUCAGUGCCAGAGGUUGACCUGUCUAACUCUCUCUACACAACUCAGGACUGGGAGCCCCUUCACGCCUCAGCCAACAACAAUGACUUUGAGCCCCUGUGCACACCUGUGGUGACCUGCACCCCUGCCUGCACCACCUACACGUCUUCAUUUGUGUUUACCUUCCCAGAGGCAGAGACCUUCCCCACUUGUGGCAUCGCCCACAGGAGAGGAAGCAGCAGCAACGACCAGUCCUCUGACUCCCUCAGCUCACCAACCCUGCUGGCCCUUUAAAGACUCUUCCAAAAACAAUAAUACUUCCUAUCAAGCACAUUUUCUUGAUGUAUGAGAUAGAUGUGCAGACCACAGGGCUAUGGAAUGGACUUGUACCAGGAAGCAAAUUAUUUAUAGUUUGAUUUGCCUUUAUCUAUACUUGCCUAUUACACCAAUGUAGCAAGUUAAAAAGCAUGUUUUAACUAAUACCACCUAGUUGUUUUAUGACUUAAUAUAUGAUUUUAUGGUGCUAGAUUACGAAACUUGUUGUAGUAUUGAUGUGUGUUCAGAGCAAUAGUUAUUAUUGAUCCAAUUUGUUUUCUGGUUGAUGGAAUGUGAGAGUAAUUGUGAACUGUCUGUGGACCUUUUAAAACUGACGUGCUUUGUCUUAACCAUGGUCUGAGUGGUCUAUCUUAGUAUGAAGUUUUCUGUGAAAACAUUAGUGGUUUUAAUUUAUGAAAUUUCAAUUUAUUUUUUUACUGAGAGAAAAGAUGAACGUUGUUUGUAAGAGAUGUAAAUAAAAUAUAGUGAUAUUUAAAUUCA